GAGUGAGCAUCGGUUCGGUGGCGAUGAGAAGAGAUGGCAGGCGAUAAAAUUCGCUCUCACUGUGCCCAAGAUUAAGGAUGCAGAUUAAAGAUAACCUUUGGGAUAUUUUCCUAUAAUUUUUGUUUGUUUUUCCUGCCAAUGUGCUAUGAUCUCCGCCGUGCUCGCGGGCACCACCCCUCCACACGUACCCGUCUAUCUCUGAGCUGUCAAUCAUAUCACGCCGGGAUUUCUACAUGUGAGUGCAUGGCGCGCCGGGCAGGGCGGAUCUGCUCACGGAUGAAAGGUCCACCAUCAUUUUAUCAUUUCAAUCACUCUGAUUAGCGACACUGUCCUAUAGCGUUGUCCAGACCACAGAGCGGGGAAGAUGAUGUGCGAGGUGAUGCCGACCAUCAACGAGGGAGACUCGGCUGGUCCUCCCAGAGGCACCGGCGGCGUCCCGAACGGCUCGGACCAAGAGGCCAACUUCGAGCAACUGAUGGUCAACAUGCUGGACGAGAGGGACAAAUUGCUGGAGUCCCUCAGGGAGACUCAGGAGACCCUCAUUCUGUCUCAGACUAAGCUGCAGGGGGCGCUACACGAGAGGGACGUGCUCCAGCGGCAGAUCAACGCCGCGCUACCUCAGGAGUUUGCCACCCUGACGAAGGAACUGAACAUAUGCCGGGAGCAGCUACUGGAGAAAGAGGAGGAAAUAUCUGAGCUGAAAGCUGAAAGGAACAACACCAGGCUACUGUUGGAGCACCUGGAGUGUCUGGUGUCUCGUCACGAACGCAGUCUGAGGAUGACAGUGGUGAAGAGACAGGCACCCCCACCAUCUGGAGUCUCCAGCGAGGUGGAGGUCCUCAAAGCCCUGAAAUCACUGUUUGAACACCACAAGGCUCUGGAUGAAAAGGUACGUGAGAGGCUUCUGGCUCUGGAGAGGGUGUCCACCCUGGAGGGACAAUUAGCUUCUAACACACAAGAGUUGAACAUGGUGAGACAAAGGAAGGAUGGUGACUCAUUGGAGCGAACAGAUGGAUCCAAACCUACAUGGAAGAGACUGCCCAACGGCUCCAUAGAUGCUCACGAUGAUGGCAGCCGGGUGUCCGAGCUUCAGGAGCUGCUGGAUCGGACCAAUAAGGAGCUGGCCCAGAGCUGUGAGCACUCUGCCACUCUCAACAGCCGGAUGGCCGACCUCGAGGCAGAGCUUGCAAAUGCACGGCGAGAACUGAGCCGCAGCGAGGAGCUGUCAAUCAAACAACAAAGGGAACAGAGAGAGAGAGAGGACAUGGAGGAAAGGAUAACAACAUUAGAGAAACGCUACCUGGCUGCUCAGCGGGAGACCACACACAUCCACGACCUCAACGACAAACUGGAGAAUGAACUGGCUACCAAGGACUCCCUGCAUCGACAGAGCGAGGAGAAGGUGCGCCAGCUGCAGGAGAUGCUGGAGAUGGCAGAGCAGAGGCUGGCUCAGACCAUGAGGAAGGCUGAGACACUGCCAGAGGUGGAGGCUGAGCUGGCACAGAGAGUGGCAGCACUUUCCAAGGCUGAGGAGCGCCACGGCAACGUGGAAGAGCGGCUCAGACAGCUGGAGUCACAACUGGAGGAGAAGAACCAAGAGCUAGGAAGGGCUCGUCAAAGAGAGAAAAUGAAUGAGGAACACAACAAACGUUUGUCUGACACCGUGGAUCGUCUGCUCACUGAGUCCAAUGAAAGACUGCAGCUCCAUUUGAAAGAACGCAUGGCUGCCCUGGAGGACAAGAACUCCCUUAUUCAGGACCUCGAGAACUGCCAGAAACAGCUUGAAGAAUUCCAUCACACCAGGGAACGGCUGAUUGGAGAGAUUGAGAAGUUAAGAAAUGAGAUUGACCACUUGAAACGCCGCAGUGGGGCAUUUGGAGAUGGAACUCACCCUCGGUCUCACCUGGGUAGCUCCAGCGACCUACGCUUCUCUGUGGUGGAGGGCCAAGAUGGCCACUACAGCACAACAGUGAUCAGGCGGGCACAGAAGGGCAGAAUGUCAGCACUACGAGACGACCCAAACAAGGACUACCCAUCUCUGCGUGGGAGCGUCAGCCACCUCCUCGGCAGCGACAUCGAAGCAGAGUCAGACUUGGAUGACGACGUUAGCUCGACUCUGCUUUCCCCCAGCGGCCAAUCUGACGCUCAGACUCUCGCUCUGAUGCUGCAAGAGCAGCUCGACGCUAUCAAUGAAGAGAUAAGGAUGAUCCAGGUGGAGAGAGAGUCAGCAGACCUCCGAUCUGACGAGAUUGAGUCUCGCGUGAACAGCGGUAGCAUGGACGGACUCAAUGUGACACUUCGACCCCGGGCGCUACCCACCUCCGCCACCGCACAGUCCCUGGCAUCAUCCACCUCCCCCCCAAACAGCGGCCACUCCACACCAAAGCACCACUCACGCAACGCCAGCCACCAUCUAGGCAUCAUGACUCUGCCAAGUGACUUGAGGAAACACCGCAGGAAAGUAGCAUCUCCAGUGGAAGUGGACAAAGCUACUAUCAAGUGUGAGACAUCGCCUCCCUCGUCCCCCCGCAGUUUACGGCUAGAAACCAAUUUUGCUCAGUUCACAGGCAGUCUCGAGGACGGCCGAGGCAAGCAGAAGAAAGGCAUCAAGUCAUCUAUUGGCCGAUUGUUUGGGAAGAAGGAGAAGGGUCGAAUGGAGCAGACUGUAGGCAGGGAAGGACAGCCUCUACCAGCCUUAACAGACUUUGAGAUGGGCAUUGGUGACACUAUGACUCUGGGAAAACUGGGCACACAGGCUGAGAGGGAUCGCAGGAUGAAGAAAAAACAUGAGCUUCUGGAAGACGCCAGGAAAAGAGGCCUGCCAUUUGCCCAUUGGGACGGUCCUACUGUUGUCUCCUGGCUAGAGCUGUGGGUGGGUAUGCCAGCGUGGUAUGUGGCAGCCUGUCGUGCCAACGUGAAGAGCGGAGCCAUCAUGUCAGCUCUGUCCGACACAGAGAUUCAGAGGGAGAUUGGCAUCAGCAAUCCUCUGCACCGACUCAAACUUCGCUUGGCCAUCCAGGAGAUGGUGUCGCUCACCAGCCCGUCUGCACCACUUACCUCCAGAACGUCCUCCGGAAAUGUUUGGGUGACUCAUGAAGAGAUGGAGAACCUGGCUUCCUCCACUAAAGCGGACAAUGAGGAGGGCAGCUGGGCACAGACUCUGGCGUAUGGCGAUAUGAAUCACGAGUGGAUAGGGAACGAGUGGCUGCCCAGCCUCGGCCUGCCUCAGUACCGCUCCUACUUUAUGGAGUGUCUGGUGGACGCUCGCAUGCUGGACCACUUGACCAAGAAGGACCUGAGGAGCCACCUCAAGAUGGUGGACAGCUUCCAUAGGGCUAGUCUGCAGUAUGGGAUUAUGUGCUUGAAGAGACUCAAUUAUGACAGGAAAGACCUGGAUCACCGGAGAGAGGCCAGCCAACACGACAUGAAAGAUGUGUUGGUUUGGACCAAUGAGCAGGUGAUCCACUGGGUCCUGUCCAUUGGUUUGAGGGAGUAUAGCAGCAACCUGUUGGAGAGCGGUGUCCACGGAGCGCUACUCUCUCUGGACGAGACCUUUGACUACAGCAGCCUAGCCCUCAUCCUGCAAAUCCCUAUGCAGAACACACAGGCGCGGCAGGUUCUGGAGAGGGAGUUCAACAACCUGUUAGCCUUGGGGACCGACCGUCGACUGGAGGAGAGUGGGGAUGACAAGUCUUUUCGACGCUCUCCAUCGUGGCGCAAGAGGUUUCGAGCACGUGAGGGAGGGGUUGGGCUGGGCAUGAUGGCGGGCUCCAUGGAAACGCUGCCUGCUGGCUUUCGCAUGCCUUCCAUGUCCAUGCCGCCCUCUGCUCAUUUAAUGCCCAAGAAACAGCUCCAGCCUGAAGUGCAUUCUCAUUACCUAUACGGACACAUGCUUGCGGCCUUUUGAGAGUGAUAUGCCAAAUCUGGAGAGGGAGUCCUGGGUGCCACUUGAGAGUGCUCUUCUUCCCUUUGUGGCCCGGCCUCACCUCCCAUCUUUCACCUCUCAUCUCUCCUUCGGACACGUGCAAUACAGAGGCCAACUCUGACCUUUGAACUCUUGAGAGUGCUCAUUGGCUGCGCUCGCUGCUGUAAAGGAGACUCCCAGUUUACCCCAGUGCUCCCAGUAGCCUCGUUGUUGUGGUGUUGUGCUUCUGCUCCCCUGGUCUCAGCUGUGGGUUCUUGUCCUGAUUCUUAUCUCUUAACAUGGUCAAGUCCAAACCAAUUUUCCAGUGUCAUCAUGUCCAAGGAAACACAAUAGUUGGUUAGUGUAAAAAAAGAUUUAAAGGAAUGGUGACAAGUUGUUGAUUUGGACUUGGGAAUGAUGAAUACUUGUAUAAAUGGCAGAUCCCACUGCACAUUGCCCCUCCUACCGGUUAUGCAAGGUAUUAAUAAUUUAUUGUCUUUGUACAUAAAAUCAAUGACUUAUGUUUUUUAUAGAAAUAUUAUAUAUAUAGUAUAUAUAUAUAUUGGAAAUAUAUAUGGAAAUGAAUACAAUAUAAUUGCUGUAUGAAACCCAAUGCCCUGUAUUCAAUAGUGACUGUUCGCUCUCUCUUUCUCUUUCUUUCUCUUUAUCUCUGUGUCGGACCUUUGUGUGUCUUUUGCUGUAUGCUGUAAGUGUGUGAAUCGUUAGUGGGAGGGUCUCACUAAGGAGGGGGUGUGUUUCUACAAAGACCCUUCACAGGUUCAUGGGUCCAAUUUCAGACUUCUUCAGACUCUCUUUGCCUCUUCUCCUGUUCUUUCCUUUUCCCACCUCUUUCUCUCUUGACACUAUGUAGCUGUUAUCUCUCCUCUUUUUGCCUCUCUCGCCUUCAGUAUGACACUAUGUAGCCUAGAAUAGAGAGAAUCCUUUAAUAUAAAAAGUGUGUGUGUGAGUGAGUGAACAAAUGAGUCUCUCUGCUUGAGACUUGUAGAGAAAUUGCGUGUGAGAGGACGACCCCAGCCGGGUAACCAUGACUUUUCUCUGUGGAUGGGUAGUGUGAACACUGUAGCUCCUCUUGUUGAUUCCUUACUUUCUCUCAAAUCAAACUGUAAACUGCUGCUCAACAUCAGCCAAUGAUAUACACGUAAAACUGCUCAGUGUGACGGACUCUUCUAAUCCUGUCCCACCUCCCAUUUAGUUGCCAUGGAGACGUGCCGGUGAGCAGUCAGUGCUCUCAGCUGACCAACUCUUCAUCCAAUGAGAACACAGAAUAUGGACCAGUAAAGUGCUGGAUGCGUGUACAAUUAUUAUAAUUUUUUUAGAGUUUUUCCAAGGUGUCUAAAAGGUGUAAUGUGCUAUGUGGCAGCUAUGAGUACUGUGUCUUUAUUCCAGGUGUGAAACAAUGCUGACAAAUCAAGAUUUUAUUAUUUGGCUAUUCAAAAAAGUGAACUGUAUUUAUGACACUAUAUAGACAUAAGUAAAGCUGUUUUUU
Etheostoma spectabile (orangethroat darter) is the source of this 5411-nucleotide messenger RNA. RefSeq names its product PTPRF interacting protein alpha 4 (gene ppfia4). Gene Ontology annotation, biological process: synapse organization. The record is from RefSeq and is a predicted model, not a curated record. Gene Ontology annotation, molecular function: protein binding. Gene Ontology annotation, cellular component: presynaptic active zone. Lineage: Eukaryota; Metazoa; Chordata; Actinopteri; Perciformes; Percidae.